AUGUACUCAACAUUUCUCCUAGCAGGACUAGUUGCAUUAGCAAAAGCUCAUGGCGUAAUUCUCGCUGCUCAGGGCCUUCCGGGCUCUCCCGCGAGCGUUGGAUUCCAAGUUGAUGCCGCUCUGGCACGUAACUGCACAGGCAUUAGUCCUUGCCAACAAGAUACAACCAUUAUCCGUGACUCGGAGAUCGCGGCAAAUAUUGUCAACGAAUGUGGCCGUACAGAACUGACGGGUAAUAUCGAUGUGGGAGAGAACACAGAGAAUGCACUCGCUGCAGGCGCCGUCACUCAAGUCAAAGCGGGUACCAAGAUGACAGUCACAAUCCAUCAAGUCAACGCAGACGGCGCGGGACCAUACACUUGUGAUCUCGAUCAAACUAGCAAUGCCGGCAUAAUUUCACAGAACCUUACGGUUACGAACAAUAUCCCCGGAGUAAACGGUCUCUCCCAGGCCAAAGAACAAGAUUUCAACAUUACUGUUGAGAUGCCAUCUAACCUCGCGUGCACCGGUGCAUCGACUGGGAAUGUCUGUACUGUCCGUUGCCGGAAUAACGCUCUUGCUGGUCCCUUCGGCGGCUGUUUCGCUGUUCAACAGACGGACGUAACGCCAUCUACUAACUCAGCCGACCAAAUCACAACAUCCCAAUCGCUAGACGCUAUCAACAAACAGAUCGCACAAAACCAGCUUGAUCUUCCUGCUGCCAUUGCUGCGAACCAGAUUGCUGGUGGAACAGAAGCUGAACAAGGCGUCGCUGCCAUCUCUGGUGAGUGCUAUCAUCUUUGUUUAUAUCAACCUUCUCACCUUUCCUGGUUUCGGACAGUGUGCGCUAACAUGAUUUCUCCUGUCAUUAUAGCACUUCUCGGACUCACUGUAACGUCAAAAGCCGCCCCAGUGCAAACCAUUGCCGCCAACUCUGGUGGUGCGGCGGCGGCGGCGGUAGCUGCGACUACACCAGCCGCUGGCAAUUCAGCUGCAACGGCCGCGGCAUCUCCUAACAAGGGGUCUACUCAUACAGCACCAAAUGGCAAGGGAAAGAGCAAUAACCAAGCAAGAUCUAUGAAGUGGGCGAAAAGGAUUGUGUUUGGUGAUUUGGAGUCGGUUGAUCUGGGUAACUAACUGAUUGCGCAGAGUGUGGUCGUGGAUCGUACUGGAUGGAUCGUAGUGAGAUUUGGCCAUCAGAUGCAGAUAUUCCGUGUAUGAAUCCUUGCCUGAGUGUAGACAUGUGUCAAAUAAUUGACUUCUGGGAAUGCUAAACGUG
Amorphotheca resinae ATCC 22711 is the source of this 1258-nucleotide messenger RNA. RefSeq lists its product as hypothetical. Lineage: Eukaryota; Fungi; Ascomycota; Leotiomycetes; Helotiales; Amorphothecaceae. The record is from RefSeq and is a predicted model, not a curated record. The transcript has 4 exons. The coding region runs from base 1 to 1116 and encodes 371 amino acids.